This is a messenger RNA of Vigna radiata var. radiata (mung bean), 2504 nucleotides long. Its product is annotated as TMV resistance protein N-like. NCBI's taxonomy places the organism in Eukaryota, Viridiplantae, Streptophyta, Magnoliopsida, Fabales, Fabaceae. The coding region runs from base 1 to 2301 and encodes 766 amino acids. The record is from RefSeq and is a predicted model, not a curated record. The transcript is spliced from 4 exons. Gene Ontology annotation, biological process: defense response. Gene Ontology annotation, molecular function: ADP binding.
AUGGAAGGAUCAGGUAAAACCACCCUUGCCAAAGCCAUCUACCAUCAAAUCCAUGGUACAUUCAUUCAUAAAAGUUUCAUUGAAGAUAUUGCACAAGCUAGAGAACCAAGAGGGCGUAUUCAUUUACAAAAACAACUUCUUUCAGAUGUCCUAGAAACAAAGGCGAAGAUAAAUACCGUUGAGAUGGGAAGAAAUAUGAUUCGGGACAGACUUUUUGGGAAAAGGGUCCUCAUCGUACUUGACGAUAUGGAUGACUAUCUUCCAUUAUUAGAUAUAAGUAAAAGUCGUUCAUGGUUAAGUGCAGGAACAGUAAUAAUAAUGACAACAAAGGACGAAGACCUAUUUAGCAAAUAUCAAGUUGAUUCUGUUGUUCGGAUAAAUCUAAUGAAUGAAAACGAGUCCCUUGAGCUUCUUAGUUGGCACGCAUUUAGAGAAGCAAAACCACAAAAAAAAUACGAUUACCUUGCAAGAAGUGUAGUUACUCAUUGUGCAGGACUACCUCUAGUUCUUGAAGUCAUUGGAAGUACCUUAUUUGAAAGGACGGAAGAGGAAUGGUAUAGUGUAUUGUAUGAAUUACAUAAAAUUCCCAUGCACCGUGUUCAACGGAAAUUGGAAAUAAGCUUGGACCGUUUACGUAAUCAAAUGGAAAGGGAUUUAUUCCUUGAUUUAUGUUGUUUCUUUGUUGGUAAGGACAGAGCCUAUGCUACGAAGAUCCUAAAUGGCCCUCGAGUAGAAGCUGAUAGUGGAAUAAGAGUUCUCAUGAAGCGUAACCUCAUUAAAGUCAAAAGGAAUAACAAAUUUGGAAUGCAUCCUUUACUACAAGAAAUGGGAAUAGCAAAUUUUUGUGAGAUUUCAAGAGAGAAACGUGGGAAGAACCGUCAACUGUUGUUUGAUGUGGAUGCAGAAUAUUCAUUGCAAGUGUACGCUAUAAGAACAUUCUUUGAGAGAAAAGAUUAUGAGGUAUUGCCUGUCUUGCUUUCAACAAGAAGAGAACCAUCAAGACUUCCGAAAGACGGUGUAAAUUCUGAGAACCUUUCUCCAAAAUUGAGAUGGAUUAGUUUCCGUGGGUUUUCUAUAGAAUACCUACCCAACUACUUUAAUGCGCAUGAUACCACAGCGAUUGAAAUAAAACACAGUCUUCUUCAAUUCUUUUGGGAAGAACCCCAGGUUUUGAGAUCACUGAAAGUCCUUAACCUUAGUCACUCCAUGUACUUGACAGAAACACCUGACUUUUCGAGACUACCAAAUCUUGAAGAACUCAUUCUAAAAGAUUGUCCGAGAUUGCAGGAAGUACACCAAUCUAUUGGACAUCUCUGUUAUCUUAUACUACUCAAUUUGAAGGACUGUAAACGUCUAAGCAAUCUCCCCCAAGAGAUAUAUAGGUUGAAAUCUUUAAAAACUCUUAUCCUCUCUGGGUGUUCGAAGAUUGACCCAAUGGAGAAAGAUAUAGUGCAAAUGAAAUCCUUGAUAACUCUAGUUGCUGAAAAUACAACUGUGAAAAAAGUUCCUUUUUCAAUUGUAAGUUCAAAAGCCAUUGGAUAUAUAUCCUUACAAGGAUUUGAGAGAUUGUCACGUAAUUCUUUUCUUUCCAUCAUUAUUCGGUCUUUGAUUUCGCCGACAAUGAAUCCCAUAUCUUAUAUUCAUUCCUUGUGCAUGGAUAUCGAUAACAAUUGGGAAGACAUUGGACCAUUGCUUAGCAGCCUGGAAAAUCUUCGAAGUGUUUUGGUUCAAUGUGACACCGAAUUUCAAUUAUCUGAGCAAGUAAAAAAUAUUCUGGUCUACUAUUUUUCAAAAUUUACCCAAUCAGAAAUUUCAAAGCAGAACUCCAGAUCUUCUUUGAUUGGUGUUGGAGCAUACCUUGAAUUCUUCAAUGCUGUCCGAGAUAACAUAUCUGAGGUAUUGGCAAGUAGUGAGUCUUCUGAUGUCAACCGCCCUUAUUGGUUGGCCUAUAUGGGUGAGGGAGAUUCUGUUUCUUUCACUGUGCCUCUGGAUAAUGACAUUAAGGGAAUGGUUUUGUGUGUUGUUUAUGUAUCAACCCCUGAAAUUGAGGCAACUGAAUGUCUUAGAAGUGUUUUAAUUGUUAAUUACACAAAGUGCACUUUACAGAUACACAUGCAUGGCAAAUUAAUUUCCUUUAAUGAUAUAUAUUGGCAGACUAUAAGGUCAAAUUUAGGAUCAGGAGACAAGGUGAAGAUUUUUGUGAAUUUUUCUCAAGGAUUGGUAGUCAAGAAUACAUAUGUCUAUCUUAUAUGUGGUGAUUCACAUUACUUGGAAAAAGAGCCUACUCCAAACAAAAAUUAGAUUCAUAGAGAAAAUUGUAAAGUGACUUCUGGCAAGUCAUUUAUCUUCUAUGGGAACUGCAGGAUCCCUUUACUUGUGGAAUUAAUCUGUGCCCUUAAUUGCAAUUCAUUUUUUUUCCAUCCUUUCCUUGUUUUUCGUAUAGCUUAUAGUUAAGAAAUUCUUGUUUAUUUUAGUCCUGUUUCUCACUCCUCAUAUUGUGCUUC